UGCGCGACUCCUGUCGGCCGCUGCGAGCGAGACUCGUUCAUCCAACACAAGGAACUCGAGCUCCGUUGUGUUGUCCACGGCAACUGCAUUGUCGCUGUCAGUAUUGUUGAUCAACAAAAGGAAUCGUGGAUUUUAACGGGUCUCACUGCAGGGAUGUCGAAACUUAAGCUUAUAUCUGUAGAGGACACCGAGUACCCAGCAUCACUGUUGAAGUCCAUCAAUGAACAGCGAAACAAUGGUUUAUUCUGCGAUGUCACCAUAAUCGUGCAAGACCGCAAGUUCAGGGCACACAAGACAGUGCUGUCAGCCUCAAGUACUUAUUUUCGCCAACUUUUCUCUGUUGCCGGACAAGUUAUAGAGCUGAACUUCAUUAAGGCAGACAUAUUUGAGAUGAUUUUGAAUUACAUAUACAGCUCUAAAGUCUUCAGAGUUCGAUCAGACAAACUUGAGGAUCUCAUCAGCGCUGGUCAAAUUUUGGGUGUGAAGUUCAUAGCCAAUUUAGCAACUCCUCUUGCACAAGUCAAGGGAUUACCCGGCCUGUCCAGAGAAGGAGACAACAACAGUGUUAAUUCUUCAGAGAAAAAUGGAGAAGAGCACAAUAUGCCGAUCAUUACAGAGUCAUUCUCGCUGUCUGCUGAAGAGUUCAACAUGGCGAGCUGUGGUAAAGAAAAGGAAGUAGACUCUGACGAUGAUGAUAUUCUUUUUGUCUCAAAAACAGAAGCCCCACAAGCUCAAAAGACCAAGUUAUCUGAAGUUAAUAACGUAGAGUCAGAAAGAGGACCAGAAGCUAAAAAACAAAAAGUCAUAAAUGAGGAAGGGAUGGGCUCUAAAAGUUCAGCGGACCAAGAAGGAAAAGACAAACUUCCUGAAUGUACAGAAAAAAAUCUUCCACUCCAAAACAACUUUCAGCCUCAGUUUCCAAGUACCGUGAUUCCAGCAGGAUCCAGUAGCGGUUUUAUCACUUCACCUGUCAGAACCAACUCAAAUACUGAGCCCACCACACCGACUCCCAUGACCACUCCAGAUCCUCACUGCACCUCAGUGCCUCUGGAAAACAAGGAGAUGGUCAGUGCUCAAAAAAAGAAAGCUCUUCCAGGACAGUCGCCAGAUCAACAAAGUAAACUCAAACUGUCAACUUAUAGCCACAAUAAUGGACCAGGGAAUAGAAUUAACCCAGUUUCAGCAAAAAAGACAAUAACGUUAGACAAAGCUUCGGAAAUCGAUUCGCUAUCACCGGGUUGUAAAGUCUAUGCUAACAUAGGUGAGGACACCUAUGACAUUGUGCCUGUAAAAGAGGAUCCAGGGGAGGGUGCUGCUCCUGGUAGAAAAUCCGAAACGGCACACGGAGCAGACUGUGUGAACAAUCACUCGCCCCGUGGAAAGAAAAAAAUCAAGCAGGACCAAGACGAUCACUAUGAAAUUGUAAUGGACGGCAAAACUUUCUUUGUGUGCACCGUGUGCAAGCGUCCCUACGUGUGCCUGACAAGUCUCAGGCGUCACUAUAACACUCACUCGUGGGAGAGAAAGUAUCCGUGCCAUUACUGCGACAGGGUUUUCGCUCUGGCAGAAUACAGAACCAAACACGAAAUCACUCACACGGGGGAAAGACGCUACCAGUGUUUACUGUGCCAUGAAACGUUUCUCAAUUAUCAGAUUUUGUCCACUCACUGCAAGCAGAUUCACAACCAGGACCCUUCAGGAAGAAAACAGAAAGAUGACUCGUGCAACAACUUGUACCGUCUAUUGCCUUGUAAAACAUUGCAGUUGAAAGCGUAUUCCUUUGUGUCCGAGAAUUCAGAGGGAAUACCGCCGGUCACUGACGACGAAGGCGUUCAGCAUAUUAGCCCGGGUAAAGAGCACUUCACAAACCAGGCACUUCCAUCGAGCCAAAGCAAAGCACUGAACUGGGAUGAUGUUUUUGCAGAACCCGAGACACAUGCUGAUGUUCGAGCUGAGCCCCCUCCAUUACCCGUGAACCAAAUAAACGCGAGCACAACAGAAUUUGAGUUUGUUAUACCAGAGACGUACUGAGCAAAGUUGUUCACUGCUCUGGCUUAGGUGCCUUGUGUUUUUUGGGGGUCUUUAAUAUGAGGGGUAGACGUGGUUGUGUGUUUUUGGACCAGAUGAUUCAUCUUAACUCCUGUAUCCAUCAACCAUCUAUCAACUCGGUUGUUUGCAGGUGCUUUUUGUUUAUGUACAUUUCGAAUCAUGUAUUAGCUUCGGUUUACAGUUUCACAGCUCAUUAUUAAAUCCUAAAAAUACUUUUUAGACAAAUGAUUAGGUUGGUAGACAAUAUGUAUGUUUUGUAUAACUACUGUACGGUAGGCCUGACUUUUGAACUGUCAUCUCUAUAUUUUCUAUUGCUUUUUCGGGUUCUGUUUUGAGGACCGAACAGCCAUGUUGGAUAUAAUUGGUAGAGAUCAAUUACACACUGUUGCAGGAAAAAUGCUUUUUUUUAACAAUCUUGGAACUGUGUUUUAAUGCUAUUUGGAUAAUGUUAUGAAAAAUGAGCUAAAAUUAAUGGACCCAAUUCAGCAUACUAACUUCACGAUUCCUUUCACAGACAUGCUAACAUGUAUUUUUAUUUUCCAUGCAGUACUUUUUGUAGUUAUUAAUGUUCGUUUGGCACUAGAUAUAUUAAUCUAAGUAUUAAUGGGAGGUUCUGGUUCUAAGAACGAGUUUGAAAGUAUGUAUUUAUAGUUCUUGUUGAUUGUAAUCAAGUUGUAAUGAGGAUGGAGUAAAUAAGUGGAAUAUUUUGGU
Messenger RNA from Triplophysa rosa, 2760 nucleotides. RefSeq names its product zinc finger and BTB domain containing 33 (gene zbtb33). Gene Ontology annotation, molecular function: protein binding; RNA polymerase II cis-regulatory region sequence-specific DNA binding; DNA-binding transcription factor activity, RNA polymerase II-specific. The record is from RefSeq and is a predicted model, not a curated record. Gene Ontology annotation, cellular component: nucleus. The transcript has 2 exons. Gene Ontology annotation, biological process: regulation of transcription by RNA polymerase II. The coding region runs from base 154 to 2031 and encodes 625 amino acids. Lineage: Eukaryota; Metazoa; Chordata; Actinopteri; Cypriniformes; Nemacheilidae.